Molecule: messenger RNA, 1134 nt
Organism: Babesia ovata
Lineage: Eukaryota; Apicomplexa; Aconoidasida; Piroplasmida; Babesiidae
Exons: 2
Coding region: 1-1134 (377 amino acids)
Biological process (GO): rRNA processing
Source: RefSeq, a predicted model, not a curated record
AUGAUCGCCCUCACUAAGUUGGCAUUUCUACGACGUCAUGUCGGCCGCUUCGACAUCCUCAAGAGGCAACUCCAGCAGAGCUACCUCAACCAAUCGCAGAACAAGAUCAGACACCGUGACGAACUUCUCAACGAGAUCGAAUCGGCCGAAAUAAACGCACUUUUCGAGAGGGUUACGGGCGUGCCAUUAGACAGUCACAAGGCCGGUCCAAAGGAACCGGAAGAGUUCAACGAGACGGAAGAUCACAUGGACAGCAAACAACAUGUGACCGACGAUAGAAGCACGCCGCACAACUUUAAAGAUGUCAGAAACGAAUUCGAAAGGCCGGGCAACUUCGAAUCUAUGAGAGCGGGCAGAAAGGAACUGCAGGACCUGACGCACCAGGAACGGCAGGCACUCCAACGGUUCGAGGCGCAAUCCAGACUCGCCGACCCAGCAAACCUGCUCAACAAAGGUCGCGCCAAGGCUGACCCGCGGCGUGACGCGAAACACGUGCUGAGGUAUAUGCAAAACACAACCGACACAAAUGACGGCGUGGACGCCGAGGACAGCGACCCAAGAGCUGACACUAUGGUUGGCGAAAACAGGUUCGAUGAAAUCGUAUCCCGCAUACGAGCACAAAUGCGCGCGGAGAAGCAGGACAAUACCAAAAUCAACAAGGCCAAGGUGCCUAAUUUCAACGGGGUCAUCGUUGACCCAAUCGCAAAACACGUGAGGAGGAGGCGACUCCGAAUCAACGCUAUGAUCAAGGACCAAUUAGAACAGAUAAUCACGGCCAACGACCCGUCGUUCAUAUUCGGGGAACACAGCGGAGCGUCCAUUUCGCUCAAGAGGGUGGAAAUGACCAGCGGCAAGGCGACGAUCAAGUGCUACUACACCGUUAUCGGGGGUGACCAGGAUGAGCAGCGGAUACACGACAUGCUGGAAAAGGCGCAGAAGAAGGUCAGGUUCUGCCUGGCGCGAAAACUCGAACUCGGCUACACGCCACCAGUCCUUUUCAUCAGGGCAAAUGACGCAGAAUUGGCGCACGUGAAAAAAACCGCGAAAUCGCCAGAUAGUGCAUUCAACAAGCCUCUAGAAGCGCCCACAAAGACGCUUGUGGAGCGGUUCCAUGGCUCCAUGGUGGCGUUUUGA